AAGCUCUUCUGGAGGCGGAGAGAAGGGUGGGGAAAAGGCAACAAGCCAAGCCCACAGAGAGGCAAGACGUAAAGGCUGAGAACCAGAAGAAGGAGGAACAUAGCCACAGCCUGCGGCAGAGGAGGAGGACAGCCGAGCAGGGACUAAACAGGUGGUGUCACCCGAGUGCCAUAGGUGGGCUGGGAAAAAGUGGGAGGAGGUUGGAAGAGCCAGGAAUGAGGACAGACCGGUUUCCUGCACUUCUGCAGGACUGUUCUCAGCAGAGGUUCUCUGGAACAGAUAUUAAUUCAGCCUCGAACAAGAGAACCCAGUGGAUUAAGGACUUUAACCCAGCGUCUAAAGUGGGCUGCAUACCUGAAACGGAAUAUUGUAAUGGAGAGGUCACAGCAGAUUGCCCUGUGGUGGUCCUGCGAAGGUCUACCUUGGAGGUGCGACACGUUGGCAGCAGCCGGAAGACAGUGAGCAUGUAUGGCUCCCUGGACGAACCCCAACAACAAGGUUACACCACAGUGGGGCAUGAGUAUAGGUCACAGAGACCUCACAGUGUGUGCAUGCUGGCCGCCGCCAAGUCGAGCAGUGUGCUCGUGACUCAUUCCUCGUCAGGUAAAGAGCGAUACUCUGACCGUCUUCAGGAGCGCAGAUGCAAUCGAGCGCUUGAUGGCCUCAAGCAAGACAUGCCUCCGUCUUUCCGCCUGCCGUCAUACUCGCAACAGGAGGUGCUGCCUCGCCGUACCCUACAGACAUCUGGAAAACCUCGGCCUGUUAGCAUGACAGUUCUAGAGUUAAAGGAGAGUAUUAGGCCAGAAGACGAACUGGCUAACCGCACUUUUAGCGAUGCCGCAAGCCUGCCACGCUCUGGCUUUCGAUGGAGGUUAUUUGGACGACAGGCACAAGAUAAAGAGGCAGUGCUGGCACCUACCAGCACCAAACCAGACAGGCCAAAGAAAAGGUUUAGCUCUCUGCGACGGAGCCUAAGCCUCAGGCUCAAGCGAAAUUGUAAUCCACCAGAACAAGAUGCUGUACGCGAAAGAACAUGGACAACGAACGCGAGAGACGUGGCGCGCCCUAACCAGCCUUUUUCAUAUCUGACUGGUAGAACGUUGUCUUCUGCUUACGAACACAGUGAGCACCAGAGAGGCAAGCAGGUAAUUGAGUUCCAAACCAGAGGGAAGGUCUCGGUUAUCGAGGUUCCCUUAGCACCACCUAAACUCACCAAGCCCUUUAAACCGACGUCUUCAGAGCCGAAUUUUUGGCAGCUUAUCACUAGUCGCUUUAAGAGGAAAAGCAACAAAUCCGAGGCUUGUGCUGAAAGCCAACAAUCUGGCACGGGUCCCCCGGCCUGGAAUAAAAAGCCGCAGCCAGUUACCAUAGAGACUCUAAAGGGCAUUGAUUUCAGCAAAGGUCAAGAUUCCUUUGUCAACAGUCAGGAGUGGACAUUGAGUAGAUCAGUUCCAGAGCUCAAAGUGGGCAUUGUGGGUAACCUCUCCAGCGGGAAGUCGGCCCUCGUACACCGGUACCUGACAGGAACAUAUGUCCAGGAAGAGUCUCCAGAGGGAGGACGGUUUAAAAAAGAGAUCGUGGUGGAUGGACAGAGCUACCUGCUGCUAAUCCGAGAUGAGGGAGGACCUCCUGAGCUUCAGUUUGCCGCCUGGGUGGACGCUGUGGUGUUCGUCUUCAGCCUGGAAGAUGAGAUCAGUUUCCAGACGGUCUACAACUACUUCCUGCGCCUGUCCAGCUACAGGAACACGGCCGAGGUCCCCAUGGUGCUGGUGGGCACGCAGGACGCCAUCAGUGCCACCAACCCGCGAGUCAUCGACGACGCCAGAGCCCGCAAGCUCUCAAACGACCUGAAGCGAUCCACCUACUACGAGACCUGCUCAACUUACGGCCUCAACGUCGAGAGAGUCUUCCAGGACGUCGCUCAGAAGGUGGUGGCUCUGAGGAAGAAGCAGCAGUUGGCCAUCGGGCCGUGUAAAUCCCUACCCAACUCUCCGAGUCACACGUCCGUCCCGGCCGCGGCCAUCCCUUCCGUACACCUCAACCAGGCUACUAACGGAGGGGGUGUGCCAUUCAGUGACUACUCCUCCUCAGUGCCCUCCACUCCCAGCAUGGGGCAGCGGGAGAUGCGCAUCGAGACCAUCGCGGCCUCGAACACGCCCACGCCCAUCCGCAAGCAGUCCAAACGCCGCUCCAACAUCUUCACAUCUCGGAAAGCGAGCGAGCAGGCGAAGAGCUCCGAGUGUAAAACUGACAGCAUAGGAAGUGGGAGGGCGAUUCCCAUUAAACAGGGAAUUCUGCUGAAGAGGAGCGGCAAGUCGCUCAACAAAGAGUGGAAAAAGAAGUACGUGACGUUGUGCGACAACGGCGUCCUCACCUACCACCCCAGCUUACACGAUUACAUGCAGAACGUUCACGGGAAAGAGAUCGAUUUGCUCCGGACCACAGUCAAAGUGCCGGGGAAAAGGCCGCCCCGGGCCGUGGCUACGGUAGCCCCGACUGCAAGUCCAAAAAGCAACGGUUUGACCAAGGACAGGAGCGCACUGCAGCUCGGCAUCGGAGCCACAGGUGCUUCCCACUCCAACAGCAGUACCUCUUUGCAGUCUGGGGGCGUGUCCAGUGGACUGGGUGUGGUCUCCGGGGGCGGGGCUAAAGAGGGAAUGCAUCAGCGCUCCUUCUCGGUGUCCAGUGCUGAGCAGUGGAAUGAAGCUGUUAACACGAGCAGCACUUCUGCCAAUGGAACUUUGGAUUCUCUCAGCGCCGCUACUGGUCUAGGUGGACCCACCAGUCCCAAACUGGAACCACCUCCUUCGCCACAUGCGAACCGCAAGAAGCAUAGGAGGAAAAAGAGUACGGGUAUCACCAAACCUGACGGGCUUUCAGCAGGGACUGAAGAGCAAGAAGAGUCAUUCGAGUUCAUCAUUGUGUCAUUGACCGGUCAGAUGUGGCACUUCGAGGUGACCACGUAUGAAGAGAGAGAGCUGUGGGUCCAAGCCAUUGAGAGUCAGAUAUUUGCCAGCUUGCAGUCGUGUGAAAGUAGCAAGAAUAAGUCUCGAUUAGGGAGCCAGAGUGACGCCAUGACCAUCCAGUCUAUCAGGAAUGUGAGAGGGAACAGUUUCUGUGUGGACUGCGACUCCCCCAAUCCUGACUGGGCGAGUUUGAACCUCGGUGCUCUGAUCUGUAUCGAGUGCUCUGGGAUCCAUCGGCACCUGGGCACUCACCUGUCCCGGGUGCGCUCGCUGGACUUGGACGACUGGCCCGUGGAGCUGAGCAUGGUGAUGACGGCUAUAGGGAACGCUAUGGCGAACAGUGUGUGGGAGGGAGCGCUGGAGGGGUAUACCAAACCUGGAGCUGAUAGCAGCAGGGAAGAGAAGGAGUGUUGGAUCAGAGCGAAGUACGAGCAGAAGCUGUUUCUUUUGGGCCUGCCACAGUCGGAUGUACCCCUGGGGCAGCAGCUCCUGCGGGCCGUAGUGGAGGACGACUUGAGGCUGGUGGUGUUGCUCCUGGCUCACGGCAGUAAGGACGAGGUGAACGAGACGUACGGCGACGGGGACGGCCGCACCGCCUUGCACCUCUCCUGCGCCAUGGCUAACGUCGUCAUCACGCAGCUGCUUAUCUGGUACGGAGUGGACGUGAAGAGUCGCGACGCCCGAGGUCAGACGCCACUCUUCUUCGCCCGGCGUGCGGGAAGCCAGGAAUGCGUCGACAUCCUGGUCCAACACGGCUGCCCUACGGACUCCGUCGGUGCGUCGACGCCACCCGGGACACGCCACAACCCCAACGCCAACAACAACAAUGGACAGUGCGAGAUGAAUCGCAGCAUUAGCAUCAUGUAGAUCCCGGCCCUUCCCGAUAAUACGCCCGUCCUGUACGCCUUUAGUGUGCCAUUAUACUGUGACUUCCCUUUCGGUGUCUAAAUGAGGUCCGUUCACGUCCAGAUCUUAAGUCAGGUGUCUAAAUGUGCCAGAUUGACCAAUACUCCCCCAAAAUCAAUCGUUAUAUCACAAGGCUACGCUGCUCUACAACAAGAAGUCCAUCUAGGAGAACGCUUUCAGUAGAAUGUUUUUUUGUGUCAGAAUUUAAUAUGGUUUGGAUUUAAAAAAACGAAAGAAAAAACGCCUGUAUACUGAUUACAGGACGACGCGAACCCGUUGGCGAUUUUAAUAAGGCGCGGGUCGCGGGACGCAAUUUUUUUCCCCCUCGCCGCAGAAUUCAUCAAAACCGAUAGCCGCCGCUUAAGAAUACCUCUUCAGCCGCGGCUGAAGGACAUGAUUACCCCCCGAGCUGAGAAGAAUACGUCGUUAUCAGGGCUUUGUGAGACCGAUCGGAACGAGGACGCUGAAGUGGUCGCCUGACUGUUUGACACCGGGGUCUAUGUACACGCUCCAUCUCUUUCUCUCUCUCUCUCUCUCUCUCUCUCUCUAUCUGUCUCUCUAACUAUAUAUAAAACGAAAGAUCUCUCAAUGCGACCUACGUUCCUCUGUGAACUUGUGUGCGUGCUUAGAGAAUGCUCAUUUACCUCCUCCGUACUUGAUUAUGCAUUCGACGAGGACUUUUUUUUGGUUCUUCAUUUCGUACUGAACGUGCGAUUCGUGACGGUACUCCAGAUCACAUACAGAACGGUGUGUGUGUGUGUGUGUGUGUGUGUGUGUGUGUGUGUGUGUAUAGUAGCUUAUAUUUUCCUCAGACUGCCUCAUCUUACUAUUUAGGUGCUAAAUAAUUAGCAAAAAAACAAAACAAAGGCUUGACCAACCUCUGUAGUGACUCUUAGCGGGAUAAAAGUUAUCGCUAGUAAAGAUACUAGCAUGGCCGUUCCAUGGCGAUUCGGAUGAGCUAGCAUUUUUUUUUGUUGUUCUAUCUUUGAAACAAACACCACUUCGCCUCACAUUAAGUAGCUACGAGGACAAGAACCGAAGCAGGAUGAUUUAGAAUCUUUUAUCUUUUUGUACCGUGCAGUAUUUUCGUUUUGCUGAGCAACAUGUCCGGCCCCCUUUUGCUAGCCGGGUUGCCAGGUAAUUGGGGAAAUUUUCCGCCUUGAACCCGCAGUAACCUAAAAACCCCAUUAAAUUGUUUGGGAAUACGAAAAAAACAAACAAAAAACCCACAGCUUUUCCUCGUAUAUACUCAUACUCAAACUCAUCCUUUGGUCACUCGGUGUUUGACGUGUCUGCCAUCGCAAAUUGUUUUGCAAGGUUUCGCAGAAAUUGACUAGCAUCGAGCUAGCUGUAUUUGCCGUUAUACACCUAAACCCCAAAACAAAAAAAAAUGAUUUCUUGUUCGCACCGAUGUAUCCGAACCUUUAUUUUAUUAUUACAAGGAACCUGCACUUCGUCUUCAUUCAUUCGCCCAUCUCAUAAACGUGUUGCCUGUGGAUUCAACCGGGUUCUACCGUAUGCUGAUUGGAUGGAGACCUGGUGGGCCGCCGAAACGGUUCUGAAGUCUUGCGCUCUUCUUUUUUGUAUUCCCCCGUUCCCCGCCCCCACCCUAGUACCAGUGGUCUCUCUUCACAUUGCCUGACCAUUGAAGGUACUUUUUUGUGUGUGUGUAUAAUGAUGUACAUUUGACAUAUUUAUAAAAAAAAAUGCCGGAUGUAAAUAUUGUUUUUUUUUAUCUUUUUUUUUUUCUCUCUCUCCCGCUCUUGAAAUGUGUUUUUUUUUUUUUUAUUACAUUAUGAAGUGACUUCAUGAGUGUGUGCGCUCGAAUGCUUGGCUGACUAUUGACAUCGUAAACACUCCAAUAAAAAACAAUUUUUACCAUG
This is a messenger RNA of Silurus meridionalis, 5755 nucleotides long. It is a transcript of the gene agap3, whose product is annotated as ArfGAP with GTPase domain, ankyrin repeat and PH domain 3. NCBI's taxonomy places the organism in Eukaryota, Metazoa, Chordata, Actinopteri, Siluriformes, Siluridae. Gene Ontology annotation, cellular component: nucleus. Gene Ontology annotation, molecular function: GTPase activator activity; GTPase activity; protein binding. Bases 216 to 3833 code for a protein of 1205 amino acids. The transcript is spliced from 18 exons. The record is from RefSeq and is a predicted model, not a curated record.